Anolis sagrei ordinatus is the source of this 8835-nucleotide messenger RNA. It is a transcript of the gene SI, whose product is annotated as sucrase-isomaltase. Lineage: Eukaryota; Metazoa; Chordata; Lepidosauria; Squamata; Anolidae. Gene Ontology annotation, molecular function: alpha-1,4-glucosidase activity; carbohydrate binding. The record is from RefSeq and is a predicted model, not a curated record. Gene Ontology annotation, biological process: carbohydrate metabolic process.
AUAGCCAGGAAGGCUUUGCCAGGGACUGCUUCCAAUUGAUGAAACCGCAGUGGGUCUUUCUGAUGUGUGGAAACUGGGUUGUCCCAGAUCCAGCUGAAUUCAUCUAUCUACACACAAUACUGGGUGUUGCUCCAGAGUUGUGGUUCUUAUUCUGAUUAUUAAAGGCUGGAAACAGCACUUCUGCUGCAGAGUUGACCAUAGUGCACAUGAAUUGCUCAUAGUGAGUUCAAGAUGGGUAAGAAGAAAUUCAGUGGAUUAGAAGUCACUCUGAUCACUCUCUUCAUUCUGGUGGCGAUUGUGGCUUGUGCCUUGAUUGGACUUCUUGCAACAGGUCAUUCUGGUCUCAAAGACUUUUCACCAACAUGUCCCGCUGUACCAUUCUCUGACCGAAUAGACUGCAUUUCAGAUCAAGUGGCCACAAAGAGUCUCUGCACACUCCGUGGCUGCUGCUGGGAUCCUCAGAAUGAAACGUUCAUCCCUUGGUGCUAUUUUUCUAAUAGUCAUGGGUACAAAGCUGACGGAGGCCAAAAACAGACAAAUACAGGAUUUGAAGUUAAACUAAAAAGAUUGCCUGCACCAUCCCUCUUUGGAGCUGAUGUUGAAGAAGUUCUCCUCACUGCAGAAUAUCAGACAGCAAACCGCUUUCGGUUCAAGAUUACAGAUCCUGCUCAUAAUAGAUAUGAAGUCCCACAUGCCAAUGUUAAACCUUUUGAAGGACCCAAAGCAAGCAAUCCAAGCUACAGGGUUGAAAUUACUGACAGUCCUUUCAGCAUCCAAGUGAUUAGGAAUAUCAAUAAUAAAGUUCUCUUUAACACCAGCAUUGGACCACUUGUGUAUGCCGACCAGUUCUUGCAACUCUCCAUCAGACUGCCCAGUCAAAAUGUUUAUGGAAUUGGAGAACAUGUUCAUAAACAGUAUAGGCAUGACUUUAACUGGAAAACAUGGUCAAUAUUUACCCGGGAUGCUGCACCUCUUGGAGACAUGCAUAACCUUUAUGGUGCUCAGACUUUCUUCUUGUGUCUGGAAGAUGCCAGUGGACACUCCUUUGGUGUAUUCUUGAUGAACAGCAAUGCCAUGGAUUUUGCUCUCCAACCUGCCCCAGCGGUUACAUACAGAACAAUUGGUGGAAUUCUAGAUUUCUACAUAUUAUUGGGAAACACUCCAGAACAGGUUGUCCAAGAAUAUCUAGAGCUGAUAGGACUUCCAUGGAUGCCAUCAUAUUGGAAUCUUGGAUUUCAGAUCUCUCGCUGGGAUUAUGCUGAUCUUGAUGAUGUAAAAGCCACAGUGGAAAGGAAUAGGGCAGCUGGAAUACCUUAUGAUAUUCAAUACACUGAUAUUGACUACAUGGAAGAUGCCAAAGCUUUUACCUAUGACAAAAUAAAAUUUGCAGGCCUUCCUGAGUUUGCUCAAGACCUUCAUGACCAUGGACAGAAAUACAUCAUAAUAUUGGACCCAGCCAUUUCUAUUCAUGAUCUCCGCAACAAUACACCCUAUGAGGCCUAUAGAAGGGGCAAUGAGAUGAAAGUGUGGAUCAAUGAGUCAGAUGGAAUAAAGCCUCUCAUUGGAGAGGUGUGGCCAGGAAUAAGUGUCUAUCCUGAUUUUUCCAAUCCCGAUACUGUUACAUGGUGGUCUAAUGAGUGCAAAACUUUUCAUGAGACUAUUCAGUUUGAUGGAUUGUGGAUUGAUAUGAAUGAAGUAUCCAAUUUUGUUAAAGGGUCCACAACUGGCUGUGCACAAAACAACUUGAACUAUCCACCAUUUACUCCAAAAAUUCUUGAUGGUGUCAUGUACUCAAAAACACUUUGUAUGGAUGCAGUGCAGAAGGCAGGCAAAGAGUAUGAUGUACACAGCCUCUAUGGAUUUUUCAUGAGUACUGCUACUGACCAAGCUCUUCAAACUGUUUUCCCUGGCAAGAGAAGCUUACUUCUUUCUCGAUCUACUUUUGCUGGAUCUGGAAAAUUCACAGGACACUGGCUGGGUGAUAAUGAUGCCACCUGGAAUAAUAUGAAGUGGGCCAUACCAGGAAUGUUGGAAUUUAAUCUUUUUGGCUACCCUUAUAUUGGAGCAGAUAUUUGUGGCUUUCUCCUAAAUGUCUCUGAAGAACUUUGUAGACGGUGGUUACAAGUUGGAGCAUUUUACCCAUUUUCAAGGAAUCACAAUAGUGAAAAAAAUGAUCCUAAGGAUCCUGCAUAUUUUGGGCAAGACUCUCUCUUGGUGAAUUCAACCAAACAUUAUCUAAACAUACGUUACACCUUGUUACCAUAUCUCUACACCCUCUUUUAUAAAGCACAUGCCCAUGGAGAGACAGUUGUGAGACCUGUUCUACAUGAGUUCUACUCAGAUGAAGCCACCUGGGCUAUUGACAGACAGUUCUUGUGGGGGCCUGGGCUGCUUAUUACUCCAGUCCUGGAUGAGGGUGCAAACACAGUGGAUGCAUAUAUGCCUGAUGCUGUGUGGUAUGAGUAUGAAACAGGCAGAAAGGCAAUUUGGAGGAAACAACAAUGUCAGAUGUAUCUCCCAGCAGAUAAACUAGGACUUCAUCUCAGAGGAGGCUACAUCUUUCCUACUCAACAACCAGCCAACACAACCGUUUUCAGUCGUGUAAACCCUAUGGGGCUUAUAAUUGCCUUAAAUGACAAUGGAACAGCAACAGGAGAAUUAUUCUGGGAUGAUGGCGAAACAAGAGGUACAGUGGAAAAUAAAGCCUACCUCUUAUAUCAAUUUAGUGUCUCCAAUGAUGUCUUAACUAUGUCUGUGGCACAAAAUGGUUACCAAGACCCAAAUAACUUAGAAUUUCAGGAAGUCAAGAUCUUUGGAUUAUCCCUAGAAGUUACAGAAGUGAAAGUCACAUCAAACAACGUGGCUCAGAAUUAUCCUGUCAAUUUCAAUUAUAAUGCUGCAGAUAAGGUUGUUCAUAUCACAGGCCUUCAGCUUAAACUAGGGGAAGAACACACAGUCUCCUGGAACCAGGUCUUGAAAGAUAGUGAUAAAUUUGAUUGUUAUCCUUAUCAAGAUGCAACACAGGCAAAUUGUCAAGCCCUAGGCUGUACCUGGGAGUCUUCCACAACUCCAGGAGUUCCAUACUGUUACUUCCAUAACAAUGCUGGUUAUACCAUCAACAAUGUUCAGUACACAUCUUCUGGUUUUACCGCAGACCUUAGCACAAGCCAGAGAUCUGUUAGAGCUGCAAAACUGUCCAUAACUCCUAUUAACACACUGCGCUUGGAGGUUAAAUAUCAUGAAAACCACAUGUUUCAGUUUAAGAUUUAUGAUUAUAGCAAUAAAAGAUAUGAAGUUCCGGUCCCAUUGAACCUCCCCAGCACUCCUGCAGGCACCACUGAGAAUCGUCUCUAUGAUGUUUCAGUUCAAAACAAUCCAUUUGGUAUCCAAAUUCUGCGCAGAAGUACUUGGACAGUCAUCUGGGAUUCACAAUUACCUAGUUUCAUCUUCAGUGACAUGUUCAUUCAGAUUUCAACUCGCUUACCAUCACAGUAUGUGUAUGGCUUUGGGGAAACAGAGCACAAACAAUAUCGGCAUGAAAUGGACUGGCAUACUUGGUCAAUGUUUGCAAGGGAUCAGUCUCCUGGAUAUAAAUUGAACACUUAUGGAGUUCACCCCUUUUACAUGGGUUUGGAAAAUGAUGGAAAUGCUCAUGGAGUUCUCUUGCUGAACAGUAAUGGAAUGGAGGUGAAAUUACAGCCUACCCCAGCUUUGACUUAUCGUACCCUAGGAGGGAUUUUGGACUUUUAUGUAGUGCUGGGCCCAACUCCAGAACAAGUGGUUCAGCAAUACACUGCACUUAUUGGACGCCCAGUCAUGCCUCCCUAUUGGGGUUUAGGAUUCCAGUUGAGCCGUUAUGGAUAUGAAACUGAUGGAGAUAUCUCUAAUUUGUACAAUGAAAUGAAGGCAGCUAAAAUUCCUUAUGAUGUACAGUAUGCAGAUAUUGAUUACAUGGAGCGGCAGAUGGACUUCACACUCAGUCCCAAAUUUUCAAACCUUUCAUCUGUGGUAGACAGGAUUAAAGAAGAUGGCAUGAGAUUUGUCAUCAUUUUGGAUCCGGCUAUUUCAGGAAAUGAAACUAAUUAUCCAGCAUUCACAAGAGGUGUUCAGGAAGACGUCUUCAUUAAAUGGCCCAAUGGCAGUGGUAUUGUGUGGGGGAAGGUAUGGCCAUAUUUGCCUGAUGUCGUUGUGGAUCCAUCUCUAGGCUGGGAUGAAAGAGUAGAAAAAUACUGUGCUUGGGCUGCAUUCCCAGAUUUUUUCCGUGAGUCUACAGCUGAGUGGUGGAAAAGGGAAAUCCAGGAAUUCCACACUAACCCUGUGAACCCUGAAAAAAGUAUUAAAUUUGAUGGAUUAUGGAUUGAUAUGAAUGAACCAGCCAAUUUUGUCAAUGGUGCAGUUCAUGGCUGUGGGGAUUCUGAGCUCAAUUUUCCUCCAUACAUGCCAGGUAUUGUGGGAAAGGAAGUAGGAUUGUGUAGCAAAACUCUGUGCAUGCAGAGUGAACAGCUUCUGCCUGAUGGAACUCAACUUCGACAUUAUGAUGUUCACAAUUUAUAUGGCUGGUCUCAAACUAAGCCUACAUAUGAUGCCCUUCAUAGUGUCACUGGACAACGUGGCAUCAUCAUUACUCGUUCAACAUUUCCUUCAAGUGGCAAGUGGGCAGGACAUUGGCUUGGUGAUAACUUCUCCCUGUGGGAUCAGCUUUACAAAUCCAUAAUAGGCAUGAUGGAAUUUAGCCUCUUUGGAAUGUCAUAUACUGGUGCAGAUAUCUGUGGCUUCAACUAUCAUACAGACUACCAAAUGUGUGCCCGAUGGACACAACUGGGUGCCUUUUACCCAUAUGCCAGAAACCAUAAUGGCAUAGGAUAUGUGAGGCAAGAUCCUGUAGCCUUUGAUGAGAAAUUUCAAGAAAUAUCCAGAAAUGUGCUCAACACCAGAUAUACUUUACUUCCCUAUCUUUAUACACUGAUGUAUGAAGCGCAUGCCCAUGGUAACACAGUUGUGCGGCCCUUACUGCAUGAAUUUGUAGAUGAUAAGGUCACAUGGGAGAUAUAUGAACAGUUUCUCUGGGGACCUGCAUUGCUUAUUAGCCCUGCACUGCAUCCAAAUGUUACAGAAGUGAAUGCUUAUUUUCCUGAUGCCCGCUGGUAUAAUUAUUACACUGAUGAAGUUGAAGGAAUAAGAAAAGGAUUCCUUAACUUACAAACUCCCCUUGAGCACAUCAACCUUCAUCUCAGAGGAGGCAACAUUAUUCCAUGGCAACUCCCUGCUUUGAAUACCCAGGCCAGCCGAAAAAAUAUGAUGGGUCUUACAGUAGCUUUGGAUGAUAAUGGGACUGCACAGGGACUUCUGUACUGGGAUGAUGGAACAACAAUUGAUGCAUAUGAAAAAGGUCUUUAUCUUCUGCAUACCUUUAAUGCCAGUCAGAAUGUCUUGAACAUUGGUAUUGCCCACCAGAGAUAUUUUGAUCCAAACAACUUAAAAUUUGGUGAAAUUAAAAUCCUUGGAGUAGUAUCCACUAUCAUUCCUGAUGUUAUAGUACUUCAGAAUGGUGAAAAAGUUCCAUCCAGUCACAACACAUCUUAUAAUGUUUCAUCUCAGGUCUUACAUAUUACAGGCUUGCAACUUGCAGUUGGGCAAGAAUAUGCACUGAGCUGGGAACCAGAGAAAAUUCAAGAUACAGACAAAUUUAACUGUCAUCCAUACCCAGAACCAACACAAAGCACUUGUGAAGCUCGUGGGUGCACCUGGGAGGUUGUUUCUACUCCUAGAGUGCCACACUGUUAUUAUCCCAGUAAAUAUGGGUAUACUGCCAGUAAUAUUCAAACUACUGCUGUGGGCUUAACAGCUGAUCUUCAUAGGAACACUGACUUCCCUAACCCAUAUGGUUCUAGGUCACCAGCAGUGGACCUGCUUCGUUUGGAAGUGACAUAUCAUUACAAUGACAUGCUGCAGUUUAAGAUCUAUGAUCCCAACAAUAAAAGAUAUGAAGUUCCAGUCCCCCUCUUCACCCCAAGCAACCCUGAAAGUACAGAUGCUAAUCGGCUCUAUCAAGUAGAAAUAGUCAACAAUCCAUUUGGUAUACAGAUCAAAAGGAAAAGUACUGACAGAAUUAUCUGGAAUUCUCAGGUCCCAGGCUUCACUUUCAGUGACAUGUUCAUUCAGAUUUCUACACUCCUGCCAUCACAGUAUGUAUACGGAUUUGGAGAAACUGAACACACUAGAUUCCGGAGAGAUAUGAAUUGGGAGACUUGGGGAAUGUUCACGAAAGACCAACCUCCUGGUUACAAACUGAAUUCGUAUGGUUUCCACCCCUUCUACAUGGGAAUGGAAAAUGAUGGAAGUGCUCAUGGAGUUCUUUUGCUGAACAGUAAUGCUAUGGAUGUCACCUUCCAACCAACACCUGCCCUCACAUAUCGCACAAUUGGAGGAAUUCUGGACUUCUAUAUGGUUUUAGGACCAAAUCCAGAAGAAGUUGUUCAAGAAUACACCAGACUUAUUGGUCGACCUGUCAUGCCACCUUAUUGGGCCUUGGGAUUCCAGCUUUGCCGCUAUGGAUACAAAAAUACUUCUGAAGUCCGUGAUUUGUAUAAUGCAAUGAGAGCUGCUAAAAUACCCUAUGAUGUACAAUAUACAGAUAUUGAUUACAUGGAAAGGAAGCUAGAUUUUACUCUUAGCAAAGACUUCAGUGAUCUUCCUGAAUUUAUCAAUGAAAUAAAAGCAGAUGGUUCAAGAUUCAUCAUCAUCCUGGAUCCAGCGAUUUCUGGCAAUGAAACCGAAUCAUAUAAGACUUUUACGAAAGGUUUGCAGAACAAGGUCUUCAUUACAUGGCCUAAUAGCACAGACAUCGCUUGGGCUAAGGUGUGGCCAGAUUAUCCUAAUGUAACAUAUCCUGAAGACUCAAGCUUGGAAGAACAACUUGCAUGCUGCCGAGCUGAUGUUGCUUUCCCUGAUUACUUCCGCAAUUCCACUGCACAGUGGUGGCAAGAAGAAAUAGAAAAUUACCAUGCCAAUGUUCUAAAAUUUGAUGGCCUAUGGACUGACAUGAAUGAACCAUCCAAUUUCAUUGAUGGAGCUAUUGGUGGCUGUAGAGAUCCAGAUUUAAAUUAUCCUCCAUAUAUGCCAGCAUUGGUCUUAAGAGAGAGAGGACUGAGUCUUGUUACGAUGUGCAUGGAAAGUGAACAGCAACUUCCUGAUGGGACACCUUUGAGACAUUACGAUGUACAUAACCUGUAUGGAUGGUCACAAGCAGAGUCCACUUACUAUGGCAUGCGCAAUGCCACAAGGGAACGUGGAAUCAUUAUCACCCGCUCAACAUAUCCAUCCAGUGGUCGAUGGGCAGGACAUUGGCUCGGUGACAACUAUGCAAGAUGGGAUCAGCUUGAUAAAUCUGUGAUUGGUAUCUUGGAAUUCAGCCUUUUUGGAAUCUCUUAUUCUGGUGCUGACAUCUGUGGAUUCUUCAAUGAUACAACCUAUGAAAUGUGUGCCCGAUGGAUGGAGCUUGGAGCCUUUUACACUUUCUCCAGAAAUCAUAAUGUGUUGUUAACUCGGAGGCAAGAUCCUGUCUCCUUUAACUCAACAUUUGAAGAUAUCUCACGGAACGUGCUUAACAUACGAUACAGAUUGCUACCCUAUCUCUAUACAUUAAUGCAUAAUGCCCAUGUUGAUGGCAGCACAGUUUCACGUCCUUUGCUGCAUGAGUUUGCUAAUGACAAGACAACCUGGGACAUCUACAAGCAAUUUUUAUGGGGACCAGCACUGAUGAUUAGUCCUGUACUUGAUCAAGGUGCUGUGACAGUUAAUGCUUACAUACCAGAUGCACGAUGGUAUGAUUAUCAUACGGGGACAGAUAUUAAAGUGCGAAAACAAUUCAAGACAUUGGAAGCACCUUUAGAGCAUAUCAAUCUUCAUAUCCGUGGUGGCUAUGUAAUUCCCUGGCAGGUGCCUAAUAUUACUACCAGUGCUAGCCGACAAAAUCCCAUGGGCCUUACCAUUGCUUUGGAUGACAAUGGGAUUGCCCAAGGACAACUUUACUGGGACGAUGGAGUUGGUAUUGAUACAUAUGAAAAUGGCAACUACUACUUCUCAAGAUUUCAAGUAUCUGAGAAUACUCUGACUGUCUCUGUGGUCCACAACAACUAUUUAACUGACACAGUUAAUUUGACAAUUGGUUCCCUGCACGUCUGGGGAAUCACAGCACCAGUUACUAAUGUUAAUAUUACUUAUGAUGGGAAGACGGAAAAUGCUGGUCAUCAGUAUGAUCCAACAAAUCAGAUACUUGAAGUUGACCUCACUGGCAAAAAUUGGCUUAUCUACAAAUUAAAUGAAGUGAAAUGGGUGACGACCACUUAGCUGUCUGUGAAAAAAUAACAGGACAAGGACAUCUCCAUAGUGAAACAAUUAUUUGCAAUUACACUGUAUGGGACAGGGUGGUAUGUUUGAAACACAUAAAUGAAGAAAUGACUGUUCCCUGAAUGUAAGUAAUAUUUGUAAUAAAACACUUUAAUUUUUAUUUUUAUAUAAAAAAAGGAGAACAUAUACAAUUGUGACAAUUCUGGAUUGUUGCUAUAGCCAUUAAAUUAGACAAAAAUGAAAAGAGGAUGUUUAAUUUAUUGAAAUACAAAAGGUAAUAGUUCUGUAAAAUAGGCAGUAGAAGUUUUUUUGAAGAUGAAUUAUCGCAGCAAAACUGUAUGAUAUGAAUCAAUUUUUUUUGUUCUAUUUUGCAGAGGCUAAAUAACUAGCAUGAUGGACUAUGUAAUUUUUCCUUAUGAUGAUGUUUCUAAAGCUCUGUGUAGUUUUUGUAAUUUAUUCCAGUUUAGCAAUAAAAUGUAAUUAACA